This is a messenger RNA of Zingiber officinale, 4778 nucleotides long. RefSeq names its product ABC transporter G family member 36-like. Gene Ontology annotation, cellular component: membrane. The coding region runs from base 192 to 4523 and encodes 1443 amino acids. Lineage: Eukaryota; Viridiplantae; Streptophyta; Magnoliopsida; Zingiberales; Zingiberaceae. Gene Ontology annotation, molecular function: ABC-type transporter activity; ATP binding; ATP hydrolysis activity. The transcript has 24 exons. The record is from RefSeq and is a predicted model, not a curated record.
CACUCCGAGUACACAGAUUUUACUGCCGGUAGAAUUGCCUGCUUACUGGAUCGAUCUGGUUCCCCUCUCUUCGCCAAUCCGACGACGAGCUUUUCCGUUGUUCAAGGGCAAGAUAGAGAUAGAGAGAGAGGGUCUUUUCCGUUGCUCGCGGGCUUGAGAUAGAGAGAGAGAGAGAGAGAGGGUGGAGAACCAUGGAGACGUCGGAGCUGCCCCGGAUCGGGAGCAUGAGGCGGAACGGGUCCCUGUGGCGUGGGGACGACGGCAUCUUCUCAUCGUCGUCGCGGGAGGGGUUGGACGAUGAGGAGGCGCUCAAGUGGGCGGCGCUCGAGAAGCUGCCCACCUACGACCGCGUCCGCCGCGGCAUCCUCGAGCUUAAGGAGGGUAGCCGCCGCCUCCAGGAGGUCGACGUCCAGAACCUCGGCUUCCACGAGCGGAAGGCCCUUCUCGAGAGACUCGUCCACGUCGCCGACGAGGAUAACGAGCGAUUUCUCAUGAAGCUACGGGACCGCAUGGAUCGAGUUGGAAUUGAUCUCCCUACCAUUGAGGUGAGGUACGAGCACCUCAGCGUGGAAGCAGAGGCACAUGUCGGCGGCAGAGGAAUGCCUACUUUAAUCAAUGCUAGCCUUAACGUGCUCGAGGGCUUCGCCAAUUUCUUGCGUAUUCUACCAAGUAACAAGAGAUCUUUGUCCAUCCUUCAUGAUGUCAGUGGAAUCGUCAAACCCUGCAGGAUGACUUUGCUUCUAGGUCCUCCAGGAUCAGGAAAGACUACUCUUUUGUUAGCGUUGGCUGGGAAACUAGAAUCUGAUCUAAAGGUUAAAGGGAAAGUUACUUACAACGGCCAUGAAAUGAAUGAGUUUGUCCCUGAGCGCACUGCAGCUUAUAUUAGCCAACACGACCUUCAUAUCGGGGAGAUGACUGUUCGGGAAACAUUAGCUUUCUCAGCAAGGUGCCAAGGCGUCGGUAGUCGUUAUGAGAUGUUAACCGAGUUAGCUAGGAGGGAGAAGGAAGCAAACAUCAAGCCAGAUCCUGACUUAGAUAUAUUUAUGAAGGCAGCUUCCGUGGAAGGACAAGAAUCCAAUGUGAUCACUGAUUAUAUACUAAAGAUCCUAGGGUUGGAAGUCUGUGCAGACACCAUGGUAGGAGAUGAAAUGUUAAGAGGUAUCUCCGGUGGACAAAGAAAACGUGUUACAACAGGUGAAAUGCUUGUUGGACCUGCAAGAGCUCUAUUCAUGGAUGAGAUAUCAACUGGUCUGGAUAGCUCAACAACUUUCCAGAUAGUAAAGUCACUUAGGCAGUCCAUUCACAUUCUUGGUGGAACGGCUGUUAUUUCCCUCUUGCAACCUGCGCCUGAGACUUAUGACCUUUUCGACGACAUAAUCCUUCUCUCUGAUGGUCAGGUCGUCUAUCAAGGACCUCGUGAAAAUGUGCUUGAGUUUUUUGAAUCUAUGGGUUUCAAAUGUCCUGAGAGAAAGGGUGUUGCAGAUUUCCUGCAAGAAGUAACAUCAAGGAAGGAUCAACAACAGUACUGGGCGCGCCAUGAGGAUCCCUAUAGAUAUGUGCCUGUCAGAGAAUUUGCUGAAUCUUUCCAGUCAUUCCAUGUUGGUCGAGCUAUGGCAAAUGAACUCUCCAUUCCAUUUGAUAAGACCAAGGGCCACCCUGCUGCUCUUACAACAACAAAAUAUGGUGUUAGCAAUAAGGAACUCUUAAAAGCUAACAUUGACAGAGAACUAUUGCUAAUGAAGAGGAACUCAUUCUUCUAUGUAUUCAAGGCUUGUCAACUUACUUUCAUGGCAUUCAUUGCAAUGACAGUCUUCUUGCGGACAAAUAUGCACCGGGAUGAUGUAGGUGAUGGGGGUAUAUAUGUGGGUGCACUUUUCUUUGGAGUGGUCAUGAUCAUGUUCAAUGGGUUUACUGAAACUGCUAUGGUUAUUUUAAAGAUUCCUGUUUUCUUCAAGCAAAGGGACCUCCUUUUCUUCCCUGCAUGGUCAUAUGCAAUUCCAUCAUGGAUUCUUAAGAUUCCAAUUACAUUUAUUGAAGUUGCAGUGUGGGUUUUCACAACUUAUUAUGUCAUUGGAUUUGAUCCAAAUGUUGGAAGGCUGUUUAAGCAGUACUUGCUGCUACUAGUGGUCAAUCAGAUGGCAUCUGCACUCUUUCGUUUAAAUGGGGCAGUGGGUAGAAACAUGAUAGUUGCAAAUACCUUUGGGUCUUUUGCUCUACUAAUUUGCAUGCUGCUAGGUGGCUUUAUUAUUGCACGAAAUGAUGUGAAGAAAUGGUGGAUAUGGGGUUAUUGGAUCUCACCUCUUAUGUAUGCACAAAAUUCAAUUUCAGUGAAUGAAUUAUUGGGUCACAGUUGGAGUCAUAACCAAACAGAUCCUCUAGGAGUACGCGUUUUGAGGGCACGAGGUAUUUUCCCUGAAGCAAAAUGGUAUUGGAUCGGUUUGGGGGCCUUGGUUGGUUAUGUAUUUCUGUUCAAUGCUCUUUUCACAAUGGCUCUUACAUAUCUCAAACCAUUUGGCAAAUCUCAUCCACCCAUAUCUGAGGAGACUUUAAAGGAAAAGCAUACCAAUCUAACUGGUGAAGUGUUGGACCAAUCAUCUAGAGGGAAGAAAUCUGAUCAACCCUCUUCAUCCAAGGCUGAUGGAAUUAUUAGGAAAGAUAGCACAAAUGCAUCUAGUGAUAUAAAUAAGAAGGGCAUGAUCCUUCCCUUCACUCCACUUUCCAUUACCUUUGACAACAUACAAUACUCUGUGGACAUGCCGCAGGAAAUGAAAAGUCAAGGUGUGGAAGAAAAUCGUUUGAUGCUCCUCAAGGGUAUAAGUGGUUGUUUUAGGCCAGGAGUACUUACAGCACUAAUGGGCGUCAGUGGUGCUGGAAAGACAACAUUGAUGGAUGUCUUGGCUGGGAGAAAAACAGGUGGCUACAUAGAAGGAAAUAUCACCAUCUCUGGUUACCCCAAGCAGCAGGAAACUUUUGCUCGUGUAUCUGGAUAUUGUGAACAAAAUGACAUACACUCUCCGCAAGUGACUGUAUAUGAAUCACUUAUUUAUUCUGCAUGGCUUCGAUUAUCUGCCGAUGUUGAUUCUGCAACAAGGAAGAUGUUUGUUGAAGAGGUCAUGGAGCUUGUAGAGUUGGCUUCAUUAAGAGAUGCACUUGUUGGUUUGCCAGGAGUAAAUGGGUUAUCGACUGAACAGCGAAAGAGACUGACUAUUGCUGUGGAACUUGUUGCCAACCCGUCUAUCAUAUUCAUGGAUGAACCGACAUCUGGGCUUGAUGCAAGGGCCGCGGCUAUAGUAAUGAGAACUGUGAGGAACACUGUAGACACUGGACGGACUGUUGUGUGCACUAUUCACCAGCCUAGUAUCGACAUAUUUGAAGCUUUUGAUGAGCUCUUCCUUAUGAAACGAGGUGGAGAAGAGAUUUAUGUAGGUCCACUUGGUCGUCAUUCUUGUCAUUUGAUCAACUACUUUGAGGGAAUUGAUGGUGUCAGUAAGAUAAAUGAUGGAUACAACCCAGCAACAUGGAUGUUGGAAGUGACUGCACAGGCACAAGAAGAUCAACUAGGGGUUGAUUUUAGUCAGAUCUACAAGAAUUCAGAACUUUAUCAGAGAAACCAAAAUUUGAUAAAGGAACUAAGCACGCCGCCUCCUGACUCGAGUGAUCUUUACUUCCCAACCCAGUAUUCUCAAUCUUUUCUCGUGCAAUGCAUGGCUUGCCUAUGGAAACAACACUUAUCAUACUGGCGGAACCCUCCAUACACUGCAGUGAGGUUCUACUUCACCAUAAUGAUAGCCUUGUUGUUUGGAACUGUGUUUUGGGACCUUGGUACCAAAAGGAAAACACAGCAAGAUUUAUUCAAUGCAAUGGGUUCUAUGUAUGCUGCUGUUCUGUUUCUCGGGGUCCAGAACGCUUCCUCUGUUCAACCAGUUGUUGCUAUUGAAAGAACGGUCUUUUACAGAGAGCGAGCAGCUGGAAUGUACUCAGCCUUGCCUUAUGCAUUUGGACAAGUUGUAAUUGAACUUCCAUAUGUCCUGGUCCAAUCAUUAGUAUAUGGUGUCAUAGUCUAUGCCAUGAUUGGGUUUGAAUGGACCGCUGUUAAGUUCUUCUGGUACUUGUUCUUCAUGUACUUCACGCUUCUCUACUUCACAUUCUAUGGAAUGAUGGCGGUGGGUUUGACCCCCAACUACAAUAUUGCGGCAAUCGUCUCAUCUGCAUUCUAUGGAAUAUGGAACAUUUUUUCUGGAUUCAUUGUCCCCCGACCUAGGAUCCCAGUGUGGUGGAGAUGGUACUACUGGGCAUGCCCUGUGGCUUGGACCUUGUAUGGAUUGGUUGUUUCACAGUUCGGAGAUAUAACAGAUGAGACACUCGACGAUUCAAAUACUACGGUGUCUGAAUUCAUUAGGAAUUACUUUGGAUUCAGACAUAACUUCUUGGGCGUGGUAGCGGCUGUGGUGCUCAUCUUUCCCGUGCUUUUUGCCUUCCUCUUUGCAUUCUCGAUAAAGACUAUCAACUUCCAGAGAAGGUGAGCGUUGUUGUGCUUAGGAUCGCAGAGUCCGGGAAGAUAAAAUAAAGACCUGCAAUGCAGAUAAUGCUUCUGCAUUCUGGCUCGUGCAAACCAAUGCCUGUGCAUUCUCGUUAUAAUAUUUGCUAAUAUAGAUUAUGGUCCUUUUUGCGUGUAUGUUUGAGUUCGGUAUGGUGUAUAUUAAUUUCAAUUCAUUUUUUUUUUACUUGUCAACUUAAAUAUUUAAUACGAGAUACUCCUAUACAUCUGUGUUUGACAA